Molecule: messenger RNA, 1060 nt
Organism: Patiria miniata (bat star)
Lineage: Eukaryota; Metazoa; Echinodermata; Asteroidea; Valvatida; Asterinidae
Product: COBW domain-containing protein 2-like
Exons: 11
Coding region: 113-1045 (310 amino acids)
Cellular component (GO): cytoplasm
Source: RefSeq, a predicted model, not a curated record
UUAUACACAUGUCAUGCAUGUUGUACAGCUUUUCCGUACGGUAUUUCGUUUGCUUUAUUAAUAAGGACCCAGAUCCAUCUGGUGGCAACAGUUGCACGUUAAUCAGGACAUCAUGCCGGACAGUUCAGACGAGGAAUGCCCAGAGCUUGUUGCCACGGUAACGGCCAAAAUUCCAGUCACAAUCAUCACAGGUUUUCUAGGGGCGGGGAAGACGACGCUCUUGAAUUACAUCCUCACCGAGCAGCACGACAAGAAAAUAGCGGUUAUCUUGAACGAGUUUGGCGAAGGCAGUGCGGUGGAGAAAUCCAUGUCCAUCGGCCAAUCGGGCGAGCUAUAUGAAGAGUGGUUGGAACUACGUAACGGCUGCCUCUGUUGUUCUGUCAAGGAUAAUGGCGUCAAGGCAAUUGAGAACCUAAUGCUGAAACGAGGCAAAUUUGACUACAUUCUUCUGGAGACAACCGGUCUGGCUGAUCCAGGGCCGAUUGCUUCCAUAUUUUGGUUGGACGAUGAGUUGGGAAGUGAUAUAUACCUAGAUGGCAUUGUAGUGGUAGUGGAUGCCAAGUAUGGCCCACAACAGUUAGACGAAGUUAAACCAGAUGGGGUCAUAAACGAAGCCAUUAGACAAGUAGCUUUGGCAGAUCUUAUUCUGCUCAACAAGACUGACUUGGUUGCCAGAGAAGAACUUAGUGACGUUCACAGACAGAUCAGGUCAAUUAACAGUCUUGGAAAAUUAGUGGAGACACAGCGAGCGAAGAUCGAUUUAGAUAUGAUUUUAGAUCUACAUGCUUAUGACAACACAGGAGAGAAGAGCGGACUAGAAAUUCUUCAAGAAAGAGGCCUGGAAACGAACAUCGUCUUGGACGGUCCGAGUCACCAUCUAGACCCCUCAGUCACCACAAUCACAUUCCGGCUAGAGGGCAGUAUGGUGUCCAAAGACCUAGACACAUUUAUGCAGGAUCUACUCUGGGAAAAGAAUAUUGUUGACGAGGAGAAUCGACCCAUGGAAAUUCUCAGGAUGAAGGUAAGUGAUGCUUGGUUUCUCUAAAAACAGGUGCAGCUA